AUGAGCUUCCUCAACUCAUAUGAGAAGACCUCAGGAAAGACUGGAGGAAGAAAUGAAGAAAAGAUAGAGGUUUUUGCUGAAGGUGGACUCUAUCCCUUCAUCCAGAUUACUGAUAAAGAUGUUGAACAUUACCUGGUGGUUAUCCCUGCAGAUCUCCGCUACCCAUCCAUUCAAGUUGCCUGCCUCCAUAUCACCUGUUAUGAAGCAAAGAUUCAAGUAAAGCUGGUCCUGGAGCGCUUUGCAGGACAUGAUCUUUUAGUGCAAAAAAACAUCCAAAUGGAGAAAACUUUCAUGUGCACUAAGUUCUGGGUUGCACCUCCAGCUGAUGGCACAGAGGAGAUUGCCACUGUCAGACUGAUUAUUACAGGUCAAGGGGUCAAUAUUGAGGAGAAGAAGAAGGUCCUGAUCCGCAAGGCAAGCAGUGGCACCUUCAUUCAAAUGGACAAGCCCGUCUAUAAGCCAGGGCAAACAGUGAAAUUUCGUAUUGUGACUCUGGAUGAGGACUUCAUUGUAUUUAAUGAUUCGAUUUCCCUGUUUCUCCAGGACCCCAAGAACAACCGGAUAGAGCAGUGGCUGAAUGUGGUGCCCCAGGAAGGCAUUGCAGAUCUGUCUUUCCAACUAAGUGAUGAACCUCUUCUGGGGACAUAUGUCAUCAAUGUAACCAACAGGAAAACAUAUGGCAGCUUCACCGUUGAGGAGUAUGGUAUGAGUGCAUUGCUGCCAAAAUUUGAAGUGAUCUUUGAGACACCAGUGGUGAUUUAUGUACUAGAUAAAACUUUUCCACUUCGGGUAUGUGGCAGAUACAGCUAUGGGAAAGCUGUCCAGGGGAUGGUUUAUGUGAGCCUUUGUCAGAAGACAUCCCAGUUCUUGCCCAGUGCUUCUAAACCUGAUCUCUGUCAGGAAUUCAACAACCAGACAGACAAGAUGGGUUGCUUCUUCACAAAUGUGACCCUAUCCUUCAGCCGAGACUUGAGGUACUAUCGGGACAGCAUAGUUGCAGAGGCCUCACUGUUGGAGGAUGGCACAGAGAUUCAGGUCAAUGCUUCCCACAAAUUACUCAUCUCCAAGAUUGGCGGGAUGGCCUUGUUUGAUGAUGUGAAUUCUUACUAUCACACUGGAGAGAUGUACAGAGGGAAGAUCAAAGUCAUUGACUACAAAGGCGAGACGCUGAAGUACAAAAAAGUCCUCCUUGUAGUGAGUUUUGGUGAGCAGCAGUUUCAGCAAAAGUACAUCACUGGAGACACUGGAACAGCUUCAUUUAGCCUAAACACAACUACUUGGAACAGCACCUCAGCCUCCCUGGAGGCAAGUGUCCUGCAUCAAGAUUUGGAUGGAGAGCCUGAGACAGUUGAUUUGAAUUACCAGAGAGCCUUUCAUUUCAUACGUCCAUUCUACAGCACCAGCAGGAGUUUUCUCAGUAUUGUCCGUGUGCCAGAUAUGAUGCCCUGUGGUAAAAAGCAGACUAUCCAGGUGGACUUCAGAAUUUACCAGGAAGACCUGGAACAUGGACCCAAGCGUGUAAUUUUCUCCUACCUUGUCACGGGGAAAAGUGGAAUAGUUCAGGCAGGUCAGAAGACUGUUUGGGUUGGGCUGCCAAGAAUGCUGAAAGGCUUCUUCUCCAUCCCUGUUACCUUCAGCUCAGUCUAUGCUCCAGCUCCAGCACUUAUUGUUUAUGUUAUCUUCCCUAAUGGAAAAAUCAUCGCUGAUUCUGCCGUCUUCAGUGUCUCCACGUGUUUCAGAAAUAAGGUAGGAUUCUUGUCGGAGGCUAUGACUAAAUAUGAGAGAGCAGAGCUGAGCUUCUCAGUGCCCAAGACUCUUCCUGGUUCAGAAGUUAAUCUCCGCCUGCAGGCACAACCUGGGUCUACAUGUGCUGUCUGGGCUGUGGAUCAGACUGUCUUUUUGCUGAAGCCAGAAAAAGAACUCAGCCACUCUAUGAUCCAUGGGCUCUUUCCAUCUAUUUAUAACUCUGGGUAUCCUCAUCAAGUGUCUGAAGAUGACAAUUCAUGCAGAUUCCAAAAUUCUGAUCAGCCUGAUGUGUUUACAGCAUUCAGGGAAAUGGGAUUGAAAAUUAUGUCCAACAUCAAUAUCAGGAAACCAAGACUAUGUUUAACUAAUCAGUCAACAGCUAUGAUGAAGGAAAGAGGGAUGUUCACUUCCAGUCCCAUGUUGAUGUUUGCUCGGCCCCAUAAGGAAUCUAACACAGGACGUCUGAUGACAUCUACCUAUCAGCCCGCUAUGUUUUCACCUGUUUCUUCAGCUGAAGAGAAAGUGCACAAGUAUUUCACAAAAACCUGGCUAUGGGAUUUGUAUUCUGUUGGUCCUAGUGGAAACCAGACUGUCACUGUCACUGUGCCUAACACCAUCACAAGAUGGAAAGCUGGGAUGUUCUGCACAGGACGUAAUGGCUUCGGACUAGCUUCAGCCUCUAGUCUGCUUGUUUUCAAGCCCUUUUCUGUGGAGCUCACACUUCCAUCUUCUGUGAUCCAGGGUGAGACCUUCAUCUUGAAGGCCACAGUAUUCAACUACCUACAGCAAUGUAUGAAGAUCCAAAUGACUAUGGAGGAGUUCCCACAUUUCCAACUGAAGUCAUGUGAGGGUUGUGUCUACAGCAGCUGCUUAUGUGCUGGAGAACUAAAGACUUUUCUUUGGAAUGUCACAGCUGAGCGACUGGGGCUCAUGAACAUCACUCUCAGCACAGAGGCCAUUGCCACCAAAGAGCUCUGUGGCAAAGAGAUACCGUUUGUCCCAAACCAAGGACAGAAAGAUACAAUCACCAAACUCCUUUUAGUCCGGCCAGAGGGAGUGCUAGUAGAAAAGGCUCACAGCUCCAUCCUGUGUCCCAAAAAAGGGAGUCCGGCAGAGGAGUCUGUGUCCUUAAUGUUACCUCUAAAUGUGGUUGAAGGUUCAGUGAGAGCUACUGUCUCGGUCACUGGUGACCUCAUGGGGACAGCACUGCAAAACUUGGACCACCUGGUUCAGAUGCCCCAUGGCUGUGGGGAGCAGAACAUGAUACUGUUUGCCCCCAUUGUCUAUGUGCUGCAGUACCUGGAGAAGACAAGGCAGCUGACUCCUGAGAUUAAGGAGAGGGCAACCGGAUUCUUGCGCAAUGGGUAUCAGAUACAGCUGCAGUAUCAACAUCCUGAUGGUUCUUUCAGUGAAUUUGGUACCAGGGAUGAGUACGGUAAUACUUGGCUGACUGCAUUUGUGGUCAAAUGCUUUGCCCAAGCCAAGCCAUACAUUUUCCUGGACAACAGGAGCAUCCAAGCUGCUUUCAAUUGGCUGGAGUUCCACCAGCUUCCAAAUGGCUGUUUCAGAGAUGUGGGCCAACUUUUCCACACAGCCAUGAAGGGAGGUAUGGAUGGGGAAGUUCUCUUGGCUGCCUACAUCUCUGCUGCAUACAUGGAGAGAGGAGAUACACCAGAGAGUACAGUGGUGCGCAAGGCUCUGGGGUGUAUUAUUCCUUCCCUUCCCAAAGCUGCCAGCACUUACACACAGGCCCUGCUGGCCUACACCUUCGCCCUGGCUAAGGACCCUCAACGCACACAAGAGCUUCUUGACAUACUUGAUCAAAAGGCAAUCAGAGCAGGUGGGCAGAUCCAUUGGAGUCAGACCCCAUCCAAGACGCACAGCACUAGCCUUUGGUCACAACCACUAUCUGUGGAUGUGGAGUUAACAGCUUAUGUCCUUCUGGCCCUGCUCUCCAAGCCAAAUGUCACAGAGGCUGACCUCACCACAGCCUCUGGCAUUGUGGUCUGGCUCACCAGACAGCAAAAUGCCUAUGGAGGAUUUGCCUCAACACAGGAUACAGUAGUUGCCCUGCAGGCCUUGGCUAAGUAUGCAGCACUGACACACAAUACAAAAGGGGUUGCAGAAGUGAGGGUGAGGUCCCAGAGAGGCUCUGUGAGGAAGUUCCAAGUUUCCUACCAGAAUCGGCUUUUGGUGCAAGAGAUGGCACUGACAGAAAUCCCAGGAAAGUUCUCAGUGCAAGCCCAUGGCAGCUGUUGUGUCUUUACCCGGACGGUGCUGAGAUACAACAUUCCCUCCCCACAGGUUUCCAAAUCCUUUGCCUUACAAGUGAAAACCAAGCCAGACAGUUGCACCGAGAAUGAUGCAUACUCUGUUACUCUCUAUGUCAAUGUCAGGUACACUGGGAAGAGAGCCAUUUCCAACAUGGUGAUUGUGGAAGUGUCCCUACUGUCUGGAUUUGUCCUGGCUGCAAGAUCUGGGAUGUCUCCACAUCAUUGGUAUCCUGUGAGAAGAACAGAGAAAACCCAAGCAGGUGUUGCCAUCUACUUGGACAAGCUGAGCCACAUGUCUGAGACAUAUGUCCUGCAUCUGGAAAGGGAAAUUCGAGUGACCAACCUGAAGCCAGGAUAUGUCAGGGUCUAUGACUACUACCAUCCAGGGACAUGGCCUGCUCUCUUACUGUCCACUGUUUCAGCCCACAGGAGUUCUACUAGUGGGACAUGCCCUAGGAUGGAAAUCACAGUUACUGGUAUGCUGGGGCAUGCGUCACCUGGAAAGUCACAUCUCAGUGGACUUUGAUAUUGCUGCUGAAGAAGAUCUCAAAUUGGAUUUCGGGAUGAAACCCAGCCCAUGCCAUGCUGCUCAUCUUGACAGCCAUUUUUGGGUGUAUUCUUUUGGAUGUCUGAUUAAUUCUGAUUGCUUUAAUCCAGGGAUUUUCUUGCUUGUAAA
Molecule: messenger RNA, 4695 nt
Organism: Phasianus colchicus (ring-necked pheasant)
Lineage: Eukaryota; Metazoa; Chordata; Aves; Galliformes; Phasianidae
Source: RefSeq, a predicted model, not a curated record